AUGGGCGGAGUUCUUAGCUACUUUCGCAGCUUAUUUGGACAACGCGAGAUGCGCAUUUUGAUCCUGGGUCUCGAUGGUGCUGGUAAAACAACGAUACUCUAUAGACUGCAGGUUGGAGAAGUCGUCACAACUAUUCCAACUAUAGGAUUCAAUGUGGAGCAGGUCGAAUACAAGAAUCUCAAAUUCCAGGUAAAGUUUUUUAUUGCCUAG
Messenger RNA from Strongylus vulgaris, 210 nucleotides. The record is from the annotation of a GenBank genome assembly. Lineage: Eukaryota; Metazoa; Nematoda; Chromadorea; Rhabditida; Strongylidae.